This is a messenger RNA of Salvelinus sp. IW2-2015, 3696 nucleotides long. RefSeq names its product carbohydrate sulfotransferase 8. Gene Ontology annotation, molecular function: sulfotransferase activity. Lineage: Eukaryota; Metazoa; Chordata; Actinopteri; Salmoniformes; Salmonidae. The record is from RefSeq and is a predicted model, not a curated record. Gene Ontology annotation, biological process: proteoglycan biosynthetic process; carbohydrate biosynthetic process. Gene Ontology annotation, cellular component: membrane.
GCCUUCUACCUGAUAUUACAGCAGGAGGAAUUCACUCCAUUACCUGGGUCUGAUGCAUCAAAGGACUACCUCUCCUCCUCAACAAGCAAUAACUAAACAUGUUGUCUCGUUUACUUAAGUGCUCUCUCUCUCACUCACUCUCUCUCUCUCCUCUUCCCAGGUGUGAAGCUAAGAGGAACAGCUCGGCAGUCCAGAGAGGCGCUGUGUACUCAGGGCAGUGAUGGUGUGAGAGUCAGCCCAGGCCAGGACCAGAGACUGGCUGUGGAAGGCCUAACCAGCACCAUCCCCCCCAUGCAGUUCCCUGCCUUCCAGUGGACUAGACAUUCAGCCACCCCUGGCUCUAGGGAACAGGACAUGGGCUCCCUGCGCGUCACCAAGCGCCACAGGAAACUACUGAAAACCAGCCCUGUGGUCUCUAACAACUCACUCAACUCCUCCUCGUCCUCCUCGGGUUUCCCGUACUCUCCUGAGGAGAGCUGGCAGUGGCACAGACUGUCCCACAUCCAGGAAGCUCGGCGGAGGCUGAUGAAGGAGGUCUGUGCCAAGUACAAGAGCAGCAUCUCCAGGACCAUCACACCUCACCACGUGUCCCGGAUCUAUGUGGAGGACAAGUACAAGCUGCUGUACUGCGAGGUGCCCAAGGCGGGCUGCUCCAAUUGGAAGAGGAUCCUCAUGGUGCUGUCUGGCCUKGCGUCGUCCACCCACGAGAUCAAACAUGACGCCGUCCACUACGGCAACCACCUCAAGAGGCUGGACAGCUUCGACCGCCAGGGCAUCACGCAGCGCCUGGAGACCUACACCAAAGUCCUGUUUGUCCGCGAACCCCUGGAGAGGCUGGUGUCCGCCUUCAGGGACAAGUUUGAGAACCCCAACACCUACUAUCAUCCUGUAUUCGGGAAGCCCAUCAUCUCCAAGUACAGGGUAAAYGCCUCCAAGGUGGCCCUCAGGACAGGCAGCGGAGUGACCUUCCAGGAGUUCAUGCAGUAUCUGUUGGAUGUGCACAGGCCUGUGGGCAUGGACAUUCACUGGGAGCCUACCAGCCAGCUGUGCAGCCCYUGUCUGCUGGACUACAACUUCAUCGGCAAGUUUGAGACCAUGGAGGAGGAGGCUAAUUUCUUACUACGUAGAACUGGUGCCCCGCAUAACCUCACCUUCCCCAGUUUUAAAGACAGGAACCCCAAGGCUGAGAGGACUUCAACUCAUUUAACCCAUCGCUACUUUGCACAGCUCAGCACUUCAGAGAGACAGAGAGCUUAUGACUUUUAUUACAUGGACUACCUUAUGUUUAACUACUCCAAACCUUUUAAAGAUUUGUAUUGAUUGACUCUCUAAUCUCUGUUUGAGUCCUCAAAUCUCCCCUGGCUUUAAGUGGAGGAGCGCACCAUAAAAAUGACUUCCUUUUACAAGUAUUACUAGAAGAUCAUCACAUGAAAACAAUGUCUCGGUCAGGCAUGUCAAUGUGGUCCUGUACUAUAUACCGGUGGCUAACUGCAAAACAUCGAACUCACAAACAAUUUAUCACUGCACAGUCAGUGACGUGAAAAGACAGUUUAAUGCUUUAAAAUGUGUUACGUGAAGAGGUACCCACCUAUCAUUUUUUGCACUUAGUGUAGCAAAUUCUUUCAAAUUCUCCAAAAAUGUAUUGACUACUGCUGGAGAGUGUGUCUGGACAGUCUUAUAGGGGAGCAUCCCCCUUAAGUAUCCCUAAGUACUACUUUACCACACCAUCCCACUACCCUUUAGAAUACACAUCCUCAUCACUGUCAUCAAGGCUUUUUCUGACACUAAUAUUUAAAAACUGUACAAAGGGCAUUCAGAUGACUAUAUAUAUUUUUCUAUGUAUUUCUAUAAUGGAUAUAUUCAGUGCUUCUUUGUGGGGAUUUUAAUUUCUGAUAUCACUGAUUGUUAUUUCAGUAAUUAUAUGGUGAGUGUGUUCAGAGAAUAUCUGGCUAUAUUUAGGCCUCUUAGGUCCCCCUGUACAUCAGACCCUGUAAAACACGUGUCAAACUCAUUCCAUGAGGGCCAAGUGUCUGCAGGUUUUUGCUCCUCCCUUGUACUUGACUGAUCAAUGAAGGUAAUUUAUUAGUUAGGAACUCCCCUCACCUGGUUGUCUAGGUCUUAAUUCGACACAAAUAUAAAAGAAAUAACAAAAACCAGAAUACAGUCGACCCUCCAUGGAAUGAGUUUGACACCCCUGUUGUAAAACAUGCUGGUUAACACAUGGACAUGUAAAAAUUCCACUCCAAUCUUUCCCUAAUUACCCAAUAAGCCCCUGCAGUGUUAGAGAGAGCAGAACACUGACACCAUCUCUUAUACUGACACUGACAAAGUCACAAAGCAGCUUAUCCUACCCAUCUCUGCCUGUGUGUGUGUGUUUGUGUGUGUGCGCGAGCGUGACAGAGAGCGAGACAUGUGUGAGAGAGAACAACUGGAGCUGCUGCUAUGAUCUCUUUUCAUGGCUCUGAGGAGGAGUAAGCCCUGGCCCACAGCCCAGACACACUCAGACCUGCUACCGUAGGUCCCACACAAGACAGACAACUGUGAGGACAGCUUUACGAUGAGAUCUCUCAACAGGGUAACAACUUACACAGCCCAUAAUAACACAAUCUACUGUCCCACAAACUGUACAGGCAAUGGGUUGUAGGAUCUGUGUGAGAAAGCUAAUGUUCAGAGAAGCCAGCAAUUGGAGCAGUAUUUCAAAAUAUCCUCUUUUACCUCCUAUGAACAACACUGAUUUAUAGCUCCACAGUAGAGUACCACAGCUAUUCUGCACAGUGGGAAAGCAGGGAGAGGCAAGCACACUUGGGGCCAAUCAAACACAGUUUCCUGGAUAAGUCAGAAAUAUGAUUCAUCCCUGGCUGCUAGAACGCUGGGUUGAUUGGCUUUGUGAAAUCCGUCUGUAACACAGUGUUACAGUGUAACAGAAAGAAACUCAAUUGCAUAUGCUGUUGUGUUGUGAAGUGUAUACAGGUCAUAUUAUCGACUUGUCCCUGAAACGUGGUUGCUGCUUUUAACUGAAUAGGCUUCUAACAAGUAAGUAGAAUGAUCCUCAUAUUCAAUUGUGUUCUGCUCUGCAGCUCUAGUCAGAAUGAAUACCCCAGACAAGCCAGGGGGGUGUCUAAAAGGAUACAGCACAGGGGGAGAUGCCUUUCUCUAUGUGACCAAUUACAAAGAAAUGCAGAUUAUUUGAAUUAUAUAUAGACACUAUAUUGAGAUUUUAUAUAUUUUUAAGAAGAAACAGAAAGAGAUCACAUAUUUAUGAUGGCAAAUAUUAUAGGAUUAUGUCAAUGUAGUGUGUUGGCUUUUGCAGUUCCAAAAUCUAUAUGUUGUUAAGAUGGUGGUCUGAUUCUAUGUAGUUAGCCAGACUCUGUUCCAAAGCUAAAUAGCAUAAUGUAGGUAUUACUUUAACCUACAAAUGCUCCCUCACUCACCAACCCUGUUCUAUGGGGUUUCUUGGAAAUGUAAGUAUGUGGGUCUAUGGGUAAAACACAGAUAUAUCAAAACUAUUUACGGUAACAAGUGAAUGUAUACCUGUUUUAUCGUUGGUGCAAAAGUGUAUAAAUACCUGUACAUGGUCUGGAACCCUUUGCCUUAUUUUACACUGCCAAUCAAAAGGUGUAUUUCAGGAAGACAUUCUGCAGGUGGUUGGUUUCUGUCUGCUGAGUGUCUACUAAUAAACUGUCUUUGGCAUUUUCA